Verticillium alfalfae VaMs.102 is the source of this 1317-nucleotide messenger RNA. Its product is annotated as ubiquitin-conjugating enzyme. The record is from RefSeq and is a predicted model, not a curated record. NCBI's taxonomy places the organism in Eukaryota, Fungi, Ascomycota, Sordariomycetes, Glomerellales, Plectosphaerellaceae. The transcript has 6 exons. Bases 1 to 1317 code for a protein of 438 amino acids.
AUGGCUGAUCAGUCGAUUAUACGGAUUACAAAGGAGCUCAGCGAUCUCCAGCGAUCCUCCGACCUCUCACUCGCUGUGGCAUGUAGAGAUGUCGAUGUUCGUAACGUGCGCGCGAUGAUCAUCGGGCCAGCCGAUACUCCGUACGAGUUCGGCUUCUUCGAGUCACCCCAGGUCACGGCUGUCACAACGAACUCAGGUCGCUGUCGCUUUAACCCAAAUAUCUACUCAACUGGCAAAGUCUGCCUCACGUGGCGUGGAGAACGGGGCGAGGAGUGGUCUGCAGCUCAAGGACUUGAAUCAAUCCUGCUAUCGAUCCAGAGCCUGAUGUCAGGAAAUCCCUACGAGAACGAACCUGGAUUCGAGGAAGCGAACGAUCCAUCUGACAAGAAGAACCAAGAGGCAUACGUGAAAAAGAUCCGCCAUGAGACACUCCGAAUCUCAGUAAUACAGCGUAUGGAACAAUAUCUCGGCCUCACCCCAGACGGCGUGGCGCUCGCAUCUCAGUCUGCGGCCGAUCAUGAUAGCCUCGAGCAAGACAUGGAUGACCUUGAUGAGUCGUCGGUGCCCUUUGAACCGUUCAAAGACCUUUGCAAGCGUAGAUUCCUCUGGUACUACGAUUCCUAUCUGGAGGCCAUCCGAAAGGCCAAAGCAGAGGUCAAAGAUCAUCAGCCCUUCGUUCGCAUGCCUUUCGAAGGUUCCAGUAAUUCCAUGGAGGGCAAGUUCAACUAUACCGAGCUUGAGCGUCGUCUGCACAACAUCAAGAGAGCCAUCGAUGCCGAGGUCGACGAUUGGGCCAGGGAGGGUCUUGACGCCAAGAGGAGAGAGACUACCGUCAGUGUGAAUCUGCAGCACCAGUUCGAGCAGAUCAUUCAGAAUUUCAAGCGUAGGGACAUACCCCACGACAUACAGCUGGAGGAAAACAACCCCUUCGUGUGGGUUAUCACAUAUUUUGGCCGGCCCAUGACCAACCUCGACGGAGGACUUUUCAAGAUCAAGAUUCACUUCAGUCCCAGGUUCCCUGACGAGCAGCCUCGCGUCAAGUUCAGCACCAAGAUCUUCCACCAUCGUAUUGCGCUCGACGGCACGGCUUGCUACUCGCCAAACCCCAUGAGGAAAGAAGAUGUACUCACACAUAUCGAGGCUGUCAUUGAUAACCUUGAGGAAGAGGACCCUGCUUAUGAUCCCCGAACUCUGGUAAACCUUGAGGCCAAUCAACUGUACUGGAGUGGUGCAGACGGAAGGAGGAACUACAACCGCCGUCUGAGAAGAUCUGUACAGCAAAGCACCGAGUUAGUGUACAUGUUCUCAGAUUACUAA